ACAUAUAUAUUUUAUUGUGAAUGUAUAUGUGUUGGUAUACUUGUCAUGAUAAACGUCAUACUAAUAGACCACUGUUGCUGUUGUCCUACUGCAUGCCACAUUAUAGACAUGAAUAAAAGAAAAGCACACAUAAUGUUCAGCAAUGCAAAAAAAAAAAAGUAUUACUUUUCAUUCAUGCAGAGUUGUAAACAGGAAAUUCCACGUUUUUAUUUCCUUCUUCGGCCGAAACUACCCGCACUGCUGGCUGCCUGCAGGCCGCCUCGGGUGAUGCCGCGUCAAUGCGCGCGGCGUUGGGAGCAGCUGGGAGGCGUUUCUCAUCGGAGUUUCAGCAAGUGCAGAACAAGGAACAGACUCAGAACCGCUUAAGGACGCGGAGCGUAUCGCACGCGAGACACCCGCAGUGGACGUGAAGUUUCCCCCUGAGCGCCACAGCUGCACGCGCACAAACAUAAAAAAACAACAACAUCUGUUCUUCUGAAGAGAAGAUCUCAGCGAGGGAUCGGGAAUAAAAACAGCUUCCAUCCCGGUAGGAAGUGGUGUGAACUACCUCCCUGCGGCCGUCGGUCCUCUCCUACUGCUGAAAAAUGAGUCUGAGCACCAGUGAGCUGGAGGACCUGUGGGCGUCGCUUGAUGACCUCAACCUCUCCGAAGCCUUUAGCAACAUAUCGAGCGUGGAUACGACGGUGUGUGCCACGGCCUUCAACCGCAACGCCCUGCUCUACUCCAUGUGUGUCCUCUACAGCUUCAUCUUCAUCAUCGGCCUCGCCGCCAACGCUCUGGUCCUCUGGGUAAACGUUCGCGCCCAAAGGGACUCCGCCCCUCGCCACGAGACGCACGUGUACAUUUCCCACCUCGCCGUCGCGGACCUCUGCGUGUGCGCCACCCUGCCCGUGUGGGUGAGCUCGCUGGCCCAGCACGGCCACUGGCCCUUCGGCGAGGUGGCGUGUAAACUCACCCACCUGCUGUUCUCCGUCAACCUCUUCGGCAGCAUCUUCUUCCUGGCCUGCAUGAGCGUGGACCGCUACGUGAGCGUGACCAAGCACGGCGACCACGAGAGAGGCCCGCGCAGGAAGCUGAUCCGCGGCGCCGUGUGCGUAGGCGUGUGGCUGCUGGCUCUGAUCGCCUCCCUGCCGGACACCUACUUCCUGCGCACUGUGAAGUCAACACACGGGGAGGCCAUGCUGUGCCGGCCCGUGUACCCGGAGGGGAACCCCAGGGAGUGGAUGGUGGGCGUGCAGCUGAGCUUCAUCCUGCUGGGCUUUGUUCUCCCCUUCCCGGUCAUCGCGGUCUUCUACGCCAUGCUGGCCAGAGCUUUCACUCGCUCCUCUUCUUCGUCGGCGUCCUCCCCCGUGGACCAAGAGCGUGGCGUGAGCCGCAGGGUGAUCCUGGCCUACAUCGUGGUGUUCCUGGGCUGCUGGGGGCCCUACCAUGGCAUCCUCCUGGUUGACUCCCUGUCUCAGUUAGGCCUGGUGCCUCUGACCUGUGGGCUGGAGAACGUGAUCUACGUGGCCUUGCACCUCACCCAGUGCUUGUCCUUGCUCCACUGCUGCUUCAACCCCAUCCUCUACAACUUCAUCAACCGAAACUACCGCUAUGACCUCAUGAAGGCCUUCAUCUUUAAAUACUCCACGCGGACGGGUUUGGCUCGCCUCAUCGACACUUCCAACAUGUCUGAGGCCCGAGUAUCCGCGGUAGCUGUAGAGAACCCUCCACAGGUCUGAGGCGGUUGUGGAACCUAAAACAUGUGUAAUAUAGUUGCUGUUACGAAAUGAUUUGUUCCAAUCAGAAUCUGUCCAAAGACGGCUCCCUUUGUAGAGAAAUGUGCAUCUCGCAGGAAGGGCGUGAAGGCUGAUGUCAAUUGGAUUGAUCGAUUUAAAAAGCACUUACAAAGCAGUUUUAUUAUAACAGCUGAUUCCAUAUAUUUCACUCAUCGUCACUCAUUUGUAAAGCCGAUGCAGUGGCUGUAUAUAUAUAUAUGUAAAAUCAUUGCUUGUACUGUUGAUGUAGGAUUGUACUGUUUGUGUGUGUGUGUGUGUGUGUGUGUCUGCGGUGUGUAUAAUGUGACUGGCAUUGAAUAUCGAUAGUAUCAACAAUAUUGUAAUAUUGUUAAUCUUUUCUUUUUUACAUCAUUUUGUAUUUAUAUACUGUACAUUUUACAUGUAUUUUCCUUCCUUAUGUAAAUCAUAGACAUCACACACUGAGCAGUUCUCAACUUCCUACAAUGCUGCUUCACCAUUUAAUCCAAGAAACUGACUGGCUCAGUGUUCGAGUCCUGCUGUCUCUGUUAUUGACCUCGUGUCAGAUCAGUUCAAUUCUUCAAACACAAAAAGAAUAAAUCAAUUUCACUUCAACUAGUCCCAUUGACUAGUUGAGGAUCAGUUUGACUUGUAGGACAUUUAGGUGUCUGUUCACUAAAUAUGAAGCUACAGCUCGCUGCUCAGUAUUAAGAAUUAAAAAAUGUGGAAUCAUCUCGCCUAGUCGACAUAUUCUUUUGUUUCAUUUUUCAUCAGAGUGGCAAUGCAUCAACCCUCUCAUCGUUAAUCUCUCUGCAAGAAUCUAGAUUUUCCUAUUUUGCGAAGGUGCAAAGCUGAGGUGUUGCGCUUGCAUGUGACGCGCACGGCAAAUGAUCUUCUUUUGGUUCUUAGUAUUUACACAGUCUGGAUGCUUCAACCGGACUGCUGAGCUCAAAGAUCAGAUAGAUGUAGGUCCUGUGUCAGUAUUAGAUAUAAGUAUUUUAUGGGAGCUAUAUUUUAUUUCAGUGCUAAUGGUCUAAAGGAUGUUCAUGUGCCCUCGUGGGAUUAAUCCCGCCGUGUCAGCGCGCAGGCUGCCGAUGGCUAAAAUAUUUAUGACCAAACAACAUUAAAGAAAAUCCAAACUACUUUUUUUUUUACAAGCAGCAGCUGUGAUGUAUAACAACCAAGUGUUUAUUAGGGACCAAACAACCAAAAAAAUAUAUUUUUAUUUUAGAGUUUGUAUAUGUGUGUUGGCGUGCCUCCGCUUGACUCCCAGAAUAACUAUUUAUGUGUCAUAAAUAUUGAGUUGUACAGCUGGCUCACUGUCUGUUGUAGGAAGCAACACAUCCUUUUGAUGCGCUGACAUAGAGCUCAUUGUGUCACGUUAAUGGUUGCACAUGUUUGCUUUGAUUUCAUGUUGCAGUAAGAAAAGAGUGGGGACACAAACAUGUGUCGACAAGAACGGAGGCAUUCCUUUGGUAUUGUAAUGUGUAACAUGUGUUUUGUUAAAUAUUAAAUAUUCAGAAAAUG
Messenger RNA from Gasterosteus aculeatus aculeatus (three-spined stickleback), 3263 nucleotides. RefSeq names its product atypical chemokine receptor 3-like. Gene Ontology annotation, cellular component: membrane. The record is from RefSeq and is a predicted model, not a curated record. Lineage: Eukaryota; Metazoa; Chordata; Actinopteri; Perciformes; Gasterosteidae. Gene Ontology annotation, molecular function: coreceptor activity; chemokine binding; G protein-coupled receptor activity. Gene Ontology annotation, biological process: chemotaxis; vasculogenesis; angiogenesis.